GGUCCUAAACAAUCAAGAAUCUAUUAUGAGUUAUUCAUUUAUUUAUUUAUUUAAAGGUAAGCGGAUUAUUUAGAAUUUACUUACUUUUCAUUAUGCGCUUCACACUCAUUUGUUUGCCAACUACCAUCAGAAGUGUUGAGCGUCUUCUCUCUCAAGGUACAUUAGGAGGCGCUGCAGCUCUUUAGUCCGCCGAUAAACCCAAGAAAGAAAGAAAGAAAGAGCUCGCGAUUGAUGUGUUUGUGUAUCCUCAGUGUUUUUCACUCUAAACUCUAAAGAUUUUGUCUGUAACGCUGGAGAACAGCAGCAGAUCCUGCAGACCACACUGAAGAGGUGUUCAGUUAAACUCAUCGACUGCAGGAACCUGAUGAUGGAGAUAAAAACAGAACCCACAGCAGAUGAAUAUGAAGACAAUCAUAAUGAUGCUCAGGAGUUUAUUAUCUCAGACGUGAAGAGUGAAUCAUGUUUUGAUGGAGAAAUAACGUCCUCAACAUCAGAAGAGCGACUGACAGCACAAACUCAAGAGAAGAAACUUCAUUCAGAAGAGCAAAGAGAGACGAAGAAGAAGCCGUUUAACUGUGAACAAUGUGGAAAGGAUUUUGAUUUCUUAUUUCAGCUAAAAGGUCACAUGAGGAACCACAGUGGUGAAAAACCUUUCUACUGCACUCAAUGUGGCAAAUACUACAGCAGCAAACAAAGUCUUGAUGUUCAUCAGAGACUUCACACAGGAGAGAAACCGUAUGAGUGUCCUCACUGUGAGAAGACAUUAAACCAACAAUCCAAUCUGAAUAAACAUGUGUGUUCACACACCAAUGAGAGACCGUAUCAGUGCAGUCAAUGUGGAAAAACCUUCAAACAGUCAUGCUCUUUGAAGUCACACGAAAAAACACACUCUCAGGAGAAACUGUAUCCAUGUUCAUACUGUGAUGAACGUUUUAAUGAUAUAUCUCAUCUGAUAAUCCAUGAGAGAGUUCACACAGAAGAGGAACCUCAUCACUACAGUGUUUGUGGGAAGGGUUUCAAUCAGCGUCAAAGUUUAGUGAGACACCAGAGAACUCAUACAGGUUCUUACAAAUGCUCUCAGUGUGACAAGACGUUUACUCGUUCAAGUCACUUAAAAGUCCACGAGAGAAUUCACACUGGAGAGAAACCUUACGUCUGCUCUUACUGUGGAAAAAGCUUCUCUGAUCCAUCUCAUUUCAGAGUUCAUCAGAGACUUCACACUGGAGAAAAACCUUACGUCUGCUUUCAGUGUGGUAAGAGCUUCUCUAAUUCAGGAACUUUGAUUGUUCAUCAGAGGCUUCACACUGGAGAGAAACCUUACAUCUGCUCUCACUGUGGAAAAAGCUUCUCUGAUCCAUCUCAUUUAAGAGUUCAUCAGAGACUUCACACUGGAGAGAAACCUUGUGUCUGCUCUUUCUGUGGUAAGAGCUUCUCUAAUCCAGGUACCCUGAGUGUUCAUCACAGACUUCACACUGGAGCGAAAUCUCAUCACUGCAUUGUUUGUGGAAAGAGUUUUAAUCAGCGUGAACAUUUAGUGACACACCAGAGAACUCAUACAGGUGAAAAACCUUACAAAUGCUCUCAGUGUGACAAGACGUUUACUCGUUCAAGUUCCUUAAAAAUCCACGAGAGAAUUCACACUGGGGAAAAACCUUACGUCUGUGCUCACUGUGGAAAAAGCUUCUCUAAUCAAUCUCAUUUCAGAGUUCAUCAGAGAGUUCACACUGGACAGUAACCUUACACUCACCGGCCACUUUAUUGGGUACACCUGCCCAACUGUGCGUUAAUGCAAAUUUCUAAUCAGCCAAUAACAUGGCAGCAACUCAAUGCAUUUAGGCAUGUAGACAGGGUCAAGACGAUCUGCUGCAGUUCAAACCGAGUGUCAGAAUGGGAAAGAAAGGUGAUUUAAGUGACUUUGAAUGUGGCAUGGUUGUUGGUGCCAGGCGGGCUGGUCUGAGUAUUUCAGAAACUGCUGAUCUGGGAUUUUCACACACAACCAUCUCAAGGGUUUACAGAGAAUGGACCGAAAAAGAGAAAAUAUCCAGUGAGCGGCAGUUCUGUGGGCGCAAAUGCCUUGUUGAAGCCAGAGGUCAGAGGAGAAUGGCCAGACUGCCUUGAGCUGAUAGAAAGGCAACAGUAACUCAAAUAACCACUCGUUACAACCGAGAUAUAUAGAAGAGCAUCUCUGAACGCACAACACGUCGAACCUUGAGGCGGAUGGGCUACAGCAGCAGAAGACCACACCAGGUGCCACUCCUGACAGCUAAGAACAGGAAACUAAGGCUACAAUUCACACAGGCUCACCAAAAUUGGACAAUAGAAGAUUGGAAAAACGUUGCCUGGUCUGAUGAGUCUUGAUUUCUGCUGCAACAUUCGGAUGGUAGAGUCAGAAUUUGGAGUCAACAACAUGAAAGCAUGGAUCCAUCCUGCCUUGUAUCAAUGGUUUAGGCUGGUGGUGGUGGCGUAAUGGUGUGGGGGAUAUUUUCUUGGCACACUUUGGGCCCAUUAGUACCAAUUGAGCAUCGUGUAUUGUUUCUGACCAUGUCCAUCUCUUUAUGACCACCAUGUACCCAUCCCCUGAUGGCUACUUCCAGCAGGAUAACGCGUCAUGUCAAAAAGUGCGAAUCAUCUCAGACUGGUUUCUUGAACAUGACAAUGAGUUCACUGUACUCAAAUGGCCCCCACAGUCACCAGAUCUCAACCCAAUGGAGCAUCUUUGGGAUGUGGUGGAACGGAAGCUUCGUGCCCUGUAUAUGCAGCCGACAAAUCUGCAGCAACUGCGUGAUGUUAUCAUGUCAAUAUGGACCAAAAUCUCUGAGGAAUGUUUCCAGUACCUUGUUGAAUCUGCCACGAAGGAUUAAGGCAGUUCUGAAGGCAAAAGGGGGUCCAACCCGGUACUAGUAACGUGUACCUAAUAAAGUGGCCGGUGAGUGUAUAUCUGCAGUGUUUGUUGGAAGACUUUUAAUCAGCCUGAACAUUUAGUGACGCACCAGAGAUCUCAUACUGGUGAAAAACCUUAUAAAUGCUCUCAGUGCAAGACCUUUACUACAUCAAGUUCCUUAAAAAUCCAUCAAAGACUUCACACUGGAGAGAAACCUCAUCACUGUAGGGUUUGUGGGAAGAGUUUCAGUCGACAUGACGAAUUAGUAACACACCAGCAAACUCUUACAAGUAAAAGACUUCAUAAAUGAUUUCAGUUUGUUACUGAUACCGGGGUGCCUCAAGGCUCUGUGCUUGGACCACUGCUCUUUUCAAUAUACAAGACAUCCCUGGGUUCCGUCAUUGGAAAACAUGGCUUUUCCUACCACUGUUAUGCGGACGACACUCAACUAGGCUAUGUAUAUUGUGUUGGACUUGAUGAGACUAUUUCCAGCGCACUUAUGUAUACUGCUGUUCUUGUGUUGCUAUAAUUGCUUCUAUUGUUUAUCUCAUUUGUAAGUUGCUUUGGACAAAAGCGUCUGCUAAAUGACUAAUGUAAAUGCAUCAAACUGAAGAACAAACUACACUAAAAUCAUCAUAGCACCUUAAACUCUUUACACACGGAACUGCAUAUAUUCUGCACCAGUGUUUGACAUGAUUUUAUGCAAAAAUAAUUGAUAUAUGACUUUACAUUGACCUUGGUUAUUCGUUGUGUGAAAAGUUUUUCAACUUUGUCGAAUUUCCCCUCUUCCAUCCGACGAAUAAAGAAGUCGACCAAUAAGA
Messenger RNA from Misgurnus anguillicaudatus (oriental weatherfish), 3702 nucleotides. NCBI's taxonomy places the organism in Eukaryota, Metazoa, Chordata, Actinopteri, Cypriniformes, Cobitidae. The record is from RefSeq and is a predicted model, not a curated record.